GAUGAAUCAUCAGAGGCAAACAGGAUUAAGUGCGGAUGACAGAUGUCUGGUGUUCACUGCUGCUGCUGGGCUUUUUCUGUAUUUUUACAGACUUAUCAUUUUGUUACCGUGGUACUGAUCCUGGGAUCCAUAACGUAAUACAUCAUCACACCAACACCCAACUGGAGUCCCGACAAGAAGACAGCAUGGCUGCCCAAAAACAAGGCCUGUCCGGGGGUAAUGACUCACCGGAAGAAGCUCAGCAACAUAUAGCGGCUCUGAUUCUGGCUAGAGGGGGAAGCAAAGGGAUCCGGCUGAAGAACAUCAAGCGGCUGGCCGGGAUUCAUCUGAUCGGCUGGGUGCUGAGAGCGGCCAUCGACUCGGGAGAGUUUAACAGUGUUUGGGUGUCAACAGACCAUGAUGAAAUUGAAAAAGUAGCAAAAUCCUGGGGGGCCAAAGUCCACCGGAGGAGCCAAGAAGUCUCCAAGGACUCCUCCACUUCCUUGGAGACAAUUCAGGAGUUUCUCAAGAAAAACACAGCCUGUAACAUCCAGGUGGUCUGUAACAUCCAGGCUACGUCUCCGUGUCUCCAUCCGACUCACCUAAAGGAGGCCCUGAAGAAGAUCAAAAAGGACGGAUACGACUCCGUCUUCUCAGUGGUCCGGAAAUACCAGUUCCGCUGGAAGGAGGUCAAGAAAGGAAGUGAUGAAUGCACUCAGCCGGAGAAUCUGAACCCUGCGAAGCGUCCACGGCGUCAGGACUGGAACGGGGAACUGAUUGAGAACGGCUCAUUUUACUUCGCCACCAGAGACCUCAUCGUGAAGGAAGGGCGGCUGCAGGGCGGAAGGGUCGCCUACUUUGAGAUGGAGCCGCAGCACAGCGUGGACAUCGACGUGAACAGUGACUGGCCUUUGGCAGAGCAGAGAGUACUCACGUACGGUUACUUUGGCCGAAGAGUGUCUCUGAUGUUCUGUGAAGUUUCCGGAUGUUUGACCAAGAGACGGGUCCAAGACAGGCCUAGAGAGUCCCCUCCUUAUUGCCUCAGGCCAAGACAGCCCUCUGCUAAGGGCUCCGUCCACAGCAGAGACACAGAAAGAUCGAGUGUCUCCAUCCACAGCAGAGACAGAGAAGGACUCAGGAAGCUGCAGAAAGACAAUGUGGAGGUGGUGCUGCUGACCUCUGAGGAGGACGUGCUCAGUUCAUUAAGACAGAAGCUUAAGCUUAAGACGAUGAGGAAAUGUGAAGUGAUGCUGGUCGGAAAGGAUCCACUAAAAGAUGUGCAGUCAAUGGUGGAGAAGAGGAAGCUGGACUGGAAGGAUGUGGCCUACAUGGGCUGUGACACAACGUCCAUCAGCUGUCUGGAGAAGGCGGGUCUGAGCGUGGCGCCGGCAGACGCCCCGCGUAAAGUCAUCCAAGCCGCCAAGUUGCUCUGUGAGAGCCGCAGUGGCGCAGGCGCAGUGUGGGACUUCGCCAAACACGUCAGGCUUCAGAUGAAGCAGGACGGGACCGACCAUAACUGCUUCUGAUGUCCAGGAAACAGACACGUUCUGUGUGAAGCACUCGGGUCGCCACGGCAACGGAACGGAUCUUCUUUUUUCCUUUUCUUUAUUGAUAAUAAAGGGGUUUACAAAA
Molecule: messenger RNA, 1611 nt
Organism: Poecilia latipinna (sailfin molly)
Lineage: Eukaryota; Metazoa; Chordata; Actinopteri; Cyprinodontiformes; Poeciliidae
Product: N-acylneuraminate cytidylyltransferase-like
Exons: 9
Coding region: 36-1505 (489 amino acids)
Molecular function (GO): N-acylneuraminate cytidylyltransferase activity
Source: RefSeq, a predicted model, not a curated record